Pipistrellus nathusii (Nathusius's pipistrelle) is the source of this 630-nucleotide messenger RNA. The record is from the annotation of a GenBank genome assembly. Lineage: Eukaryota; Metazoa; Chordata; Mammalia; Chiroptera; Vespertilionidae.
AUGAGGGACGGCACCGGCACGGGGACCCUGGGCACCGGCCUCGCCACGGAGCCGCGCGGGGACUCGGCCAAGCGACCGUGCAGCCUGCGAGCACGGGAGAGCCCGCGCCCACCGGGCGCCCGGCCCUGGGCGGAGGCGCCUGCGGGGGAUGACCACGGAGACGCACAGAACGAGACGGUGUCGCGGGAAACGAAGAGUGCCCCGCGCGAGGCCUGGCUUCCCGGCGGCACCCAAGUGCCGGCAUGUUUGACAGAAUCAUCGAGGAGAAAUUCGGCUGCCGCGGUGGCUCCGGGCAAGACUGUGGAUCCGUCCUUGGGGCCUGCGGGGGAGCGCCUCGCGGGGGUGCCCUGCGGUGUCGGGGCGGCCCCGGUGAGGGACUGGCUGGAAGGGCCCCGGGCCACCAGCAGCCACCGAGGCCGGUGCCGCAGAGGAGAGCUUGGGGGGCCAGGGCUGCCACGCGGCUCGCGGUCAGGAGCGGGCGUCUCUGCCGGGGAGCCGCCUGGCCGGCCCGAAGUGCUCCCGAGCGAUGGCAGUGCGCUUCCCCGGCACACAGAGCGCGGGGAGGUGCCGCCCCGCGCCCCCCGGCCCUCCGCGGACCUGCCGCCGGCCCCGGGCCCUGUGGGCUUGUGA